This is a messenger RNA of Echinops telfairi (small Madagascar hedgehog), 5433 nucleotides long. RefSeq names its product ATPase phospholipid transporting 10B (putative) (gene ATP10B). Gene Ontology annotation, molecular function: ATP binding; magnesium ion binding; ATPase-coupled intramembrane lipid carrier activity. Gene Ontology annotation, biological process: phospholipid translocation. The coding region runs from base 180 to 4565 and encodes 1461 amino acids. NCBI's taxonomy places the organism in Eukaryota, Metazoa, Chordata, Mammalia, Afrosoricida, Tenrecidae. The transcript is spliced from 24 exons. Gene Ontology annotation, cellular component: plasma membrane. The record is from RefSeq and is a predicted model, not a curated record.
GAUAUUGUAGCCAAGCUACACGAGGAACCUUCACUUGCAUGCACUUUUCUCUAUAGCUUCUAUCGGAGCCUGCUCAGUACAAACAUCAGCUUUGUGGGGUUCACUUUAACAAGGAGUUCAGGACUGACCGGUUACGCUUGUCUCGAUGAAACCAACAGUCUGAAGACUUGCUGCCAGAAAUGGCCCUCUCCGUGGACUCGUCGUGGCUCCGGUGGCAGUGGCGAGUCCGAGAUGGCUUCCCCCGGUCUCCAUCAGAAACCACACCCCUGCUCUCUCCAGAGAGGCCAAGGCCAAGCUACAACCUGAGGCAGCAGCGGGUUGUGUUUCCCAACAACGGGAUAUUCCACCACAACUGGGGAAAGGCGUCCGGGAGAUACGCCGGCAACAGCAUCUGCACCACCAAGUACACACUGCUCACCUUCCUGCCCCAGAAUCUCUUUGAGCAGUUCCACAGAUGGGCUAACCUCUAUUUCCUGUUCCUGGUGAUUCUGAACUGGAUGCCUUCCAUGGAAGUCUUCCACAGAGAGAUCACCAUGCUCCCAUUGGCCGUUGUCCUGUUCAUCAUUAUGGUCAAGGAUGGCUUGGAGGACGUGAGGAAGUACCUCUUUGAUAGAGGAAUAAAUUGCUCCAACAGUCACAUAUAUGAAAGAACAGAGCAGAGCUACGUGCAGAAGCGCUGGAAGGAUGUGCGUGUGGGAGAUUUCAUUCAGAUGCAAUGCAACGAGAUCAUCCCUGCAGACAUCCUGCUCCUCUUUUCCUCCGACCCCAGUGGGAUCUGCCACUUGGAAACUGCCAACUUGGAUGGAGAGACGAACCUCAAACAAAGGCGUGUUGUGAAGGGCUUCUCCCAGCAGGAGGCCCCGUUCGAACCGGAACGUUUCCACAAUACCAUUGUGUGUGAGAAACCCAACAACAACCUCAACAAAUUUAAGGGCUACAUGGAGCAUCCUGAUAAGACCAGGACUGGCUUUGGCAGUGAGAGUCUUCUGCUUCGAGGCUGUACCAUCAGAAACACUGAGCUGGCCAUUGGCAUUGUCAUCUAUGCAGGUCAUGAGACAAAAGCCAUGAUGAACAACAGCGGCCCACGGUACAAACGCAGCAAGAUCGAGCGGCGCAUGAACGCAGACAUCUUCUUCUGCAUCGGGCUGCUCUUCCUGAUGUGCCUCGUUGGGGCGAUAGGUCACAGCCUCUGGAACGAGACCUUUAAAGAACAUCCUCCUUUCGAUGUACCAGAUGCCAAUGGCAACUUCCUUCCACUCGCCCUUGGGGGCUUCUACAUGUUCCUCACAAUGAUCAUCCUACUACAGGUGCUGAUCCCCAUCUCUCUGUACGUGUCCAUUGAGCUGGUGAAGCUGGGACAAGUCUUCUUCCUGCACAAUGACCUUGACCUGUACGAUGAAGAGACCGAUGUACCCAUUCAGUGUAGAGCCCUGAACAUCACUGAGGACCUGGGCCAGAUCCAGUACAUCUUCUCUGACAAGACGGGGACCCUGACUGAGAACAAGAUGGUGUUCCGGAGAUGCACCAUCCUGGGCAGCGAGUUUUCUCACCAAGAAAAUGCCAAACGACUGGAGACCCCAAAGGAACUGGACUCAGACAGUGAAGAGUGGGCCCAAUACCAGUACCUCUCCUUCCCAGCCAAAUGGGCCCAGGGUCCAGCCACAGUGAGAAGCCAAAGAAGUGCCCAGCCUCUGAGAAGGUGCCAAAGUGCCCGCGUGCCCAUGCAGGGCCACUCCCAACAAAGGUCCCUGGGGUGCGGUGAGAGCUCACAGCCGCCGGUGGCCUUCAGCAGCUCCAUAGAAAAAGAUGUGACUCCAGAUAAAAGCUUACUGACCAAGGUGCAAGACGCUGCCCAGUGGCUGGAGACCUUGUCAAACACGAAGCCUGCCAAUCCUUCCCUCUCAACCACCUCCUCCAUUGCUGACUUCUUCCUGGCCCUGACCAUCUGUAACUCGGUCAUGGUCUCCACAACAACUGAGCCCAGGCAGAGGGUCACCAUGUCAACCUCAACCAAGGUUCUGGGAAUGUCCCUGGAGAAGCUGCAGCAACUCUUCCAGAGGUUGAAGCUGUCAAACCUCAGCCACUCGUUCUCGUCCACGGCACCCUUUGACACAGACCUGGAGGAGAGUGUGGGAACCAACAUGCCCACCACGGACUCAGAGGAGAGGGACGAUGCAUCUGUGUGUAGUGGGGGCUACUCCACCGAUGGCGGCUACCGGAGCAGCACAUGGGACCAGGGAGACAUGCUGGGAUCUGCAGAAGGCCCUCCACUGGAGGAGGCACUGGAGACCCCGGCCCUGGGCUUGGCUAGUUCUGACCUCUGCUACGAGGCCGAGAGCCCUGACGAGGCAGCCCUGGUGCAUGCUGCGCGCGCCUACAGGUUCACGCUGGUGUCCCGCACACCAGAGCAGGUGACUGUGCGCCUGCCGCAGGGCACCUGCCUCACGUUCGACCUUCUCUGCACCCUGGGCUUUGACUCUGUCAGAAAGAGGAUGUCCGUAGUUGUGAGGCACCCACUGACCGGCGAGAUCAUAGUCUACACCAAGGGUGCCGACACAGCCAUCAUGGACCUGCUGGAAGACCCGGCCUGCGUGACUGACACUGAUGUGGAAAAGAAGCUGAGGAAAAUACAUGCCAAGACCCAGAAGCAUCUAGACUUAUAUGCAAGAGAUGGCCUCCGUACGCUGUGCAUCGCCAAGAAGGUGCUGAGCGAAGAAGACUUCCGGCGGUGGGCCAAUUUCCGGCGUGAGGCAGAGGCAUCCCUGGACAACCGAGAGGAGCUUCUAAUGGAAACGACUCAGCAUCUGGAGAAUCAACUCACCUUGCUCGGAGCCACUGGGAUUGAAGACCGGCUGCAAGAAGGAGUUCCAGAUACGAUCGCUGCUCUGCGGGAAGCUGGGAUCCAGAUCUGGGUCUUGACUGGAGAUAAGCAGGAGACAGCAGUCAACAUCGCCUAUUCGUGCAAACUGUUAGAUCAGACCGACACCGUUUACACCAUUAACACAGAGAAUCAGGAAAUCUGUGAAUCCAUCCUCAACUGUGCACUGGAAGAAGUAAAGCAAUUUCAUGGACCACAGAAGCCAGACCACAAGUGCUUUGGCUUCCGCCUGCCUUUUGAAACGCCAGCCACUGCCUCAGUCCCUGUCACUCCAGAAAUUGGACUGGUUGUUGAUGGGAAGACACUGAAUAUCAUAUUCCAGGGAAAGCUGGAAAAGAAAUUUCUGGAGUUGACCCAGUAUUGCCGAUCUGUCCUGUGUUGUCGCUCCACUCCACUCCAGAAGAGUAUGAUAGUCAAGCUGGUGCGAGAUAAGUUGCGCGUCAUGACCCUUUCCAUAGGUGAUGGAGCAAAUGAUGUGAGCAUGAUUCAAGCUGCUGAUAUUGGAAUUGGGAUCUCAGGACAAGAAGGCAUGCAGGCCGUCAUGUCCAGUGAUUUCGCCAUCUCUCGAUUCAAGCACCUCAAGAAGCUGCUGCUUGUGCACGGCCACUGGUGUUACUCCCGCCUGGCCCGUAUGGUGGUGUACUAUUUCUACAAAAACGUGUGCUACGUCAACCUGCUCUUCUGGUAUCAGUUCUUCUGCGGCUUCUCGGCCUCCACCAUGAUCGAUUACUGGCAGAUGAUCUUCUUCAAUCUCUUCUUCACCUCCUUGCCUCCGCUCCUCUUUGGAGUCCUGGAUAAGGACGUCUCUGCAGAGACACUCCUGGCGUUGCCCGAGCUAUACAAGAGCGGCCAGAACUCUGAGUGCUACAGCCUGUCGACUUUCUGGAUCUCCAUGGUAGAUGCGUUCUACCAGAGUCUCGUCUGCUUCUUUAUCCCGUACCUGACCUACAAGGACUCUGACAUUGACGUCUUCACCUUUGGGAUCCCCAUCAACACCAUCGCCCUUGCUACAAUCCUCUUAUACCAGGCGAUGGAAAUGAAGACCUGGACCGUUGCCCACGGGCUCCUCCUUGUCUCCAGCUUCCUGAUGUACUUUGUGGUAUCGCUCGUGUACAACGCCACCUGUGUCACAUGUAACGGUCCCACCAACCCCUACUGGGUGCUGCAAGGCCAGCUGUCAGAGCCCACGUUCUACCUCGUCUGUGUCCUCACACCCGUCGUGGCCCUUCUCCCGAGGUACUUUUUCCUGUCUGUACAAGGAACCUACGGGAAGUCUCUGAUCACAAAAGCUCAGAAAAUUGACAAACUCCCCAAGGACAAGAGGGACUUGGAAAUCCAGAGUUGGAGAAACAAACAGAGGCCAGCCCCUGUCCCCGGAGGGGCUCAGCCCAUCCUCCAACCAGGGCCACCUGUCCCAGCACAGGACCUCAAAGCCGAUGUGCCGAAGAGCUCACUUCCACCUCAGCAGAAGCUCAUGAAAGACGGGGCGCUCCCUGGGGAGGGCUGCGGCAGAGCCCACAGGAUGGAGGACCCCCCAUCAGGGACGUCCUCGGUCCAGUUCUCCUCCAGAAAUCACCUUCUGGAACCGGGGAGGGAAGUAGCUCACGGACACUGCUCAACUAGACCAACGAACGUGCCUGCAAGCAGGGGCAGCCACUGUAGAUCCCAGAGCGCCCGGACCAUCUGAGGGGCCUGCAGAAGUCUCUGCCAACCUGGAGAGGCUGCCCGAUCACUGACCCUAGAACCCUUCAUCUCCAUGGAGUCAAGAAUAUGCAGCCUUCCUCUCGUUUCUCCACCAGACUUCCCUUCCUCAGAAGAAGUACUGGUCCCAAGGGGCUUGGCCAAAAAAGGACCAGCACACCCUCAGCCGUCAGUUGUCUCCCACUGUCAGGUGGUACACACAGUGGUUUGUAGAAGGGUGUCCGUCACACUGAAGGGCUCAAACAUUCCAGCCCAGUCAAGACAUCCCUCCCACCCUGUAGAUAAGUACAGCCUCGGGCCUCAUGCACAUGGAGCCCUGUAGCCAAAAGGGCAGUGGCUUGAACCCUCCAGUCUCUCUGCAGAGAGAUACAUGACGGACUGCUUUCAUGAAGAUUAACAGCCUUGGGGCAAGUUCUACUCUAUCUAUUCAUUAUAAGUCUCAAUCGACUCAAGGGCAGUGGGUUUUUAGAUGGAUAAGUCAUAUAACCGCAAUGUAUGUUUCCAAGAUUCUGAGCAGUCUCGUCAUCCCAGGCAAUACGAGUCUAUGGAAGUUUCUAAGUUGUCAAAGCAUCAGCACCCUUCUCAAUGCCAAGAGACAACUCUGCUAUAUGGAUUGCAUUGAGGGGGGCUGUGCCGAGGUUAAGAGCGCUUCCAUACUCACAGAGGUGGGUCUACUUUUUGCCUUUGAGUCGAGGGAAAACCACUUUUGAACUAGAUUUGGACCCAGUGCCGCAGACGCAUCUGUGGCUGGGGGAAAGGCCAGCAGAAGGAGCAUGCAGAAGGAAACAAGACACUGAAACCCUAUGUUGGCCCGCAGACAAUGUGCCCCACCGUCUAGGGCAGGGGUUCUCAAA